AUAUCCCCACCAAUACAUUGCUCCUCUUUCCUCUCUAUUAUCACUCAAAUUCCUUCUUUUACCUUACUGAAUUCACUUCAGAUCUUUCAAAUUCUUGUUGGCACCUUUUGAUUUUCAAUUUCAAACGAACUGAUGGCAGAGGAGGAGUCGAAGAAGGUGGCCGAGGAGGAGCCGAAGAAGGUCGCUGAGGAGGAGCCCAAAAAGGUGGAAUCGGAGCCUCCGCCUCCUCCAGCUCCGGCAUCAGAACCAAUUGAAUCGCCAAAGGACGUGGCGGAGGAGAAAUCCGUAAUUCCUGCUCCUCUACCUCCGGCUGAGAAGCCGGCCGAUGAGUCAAAGGCACUUGCGGUAGUCGAAAAGGCUUCUAAACCUGUCGAGGUGAAAGCUGCUGAGGGUUCUGUGAAUCGAGAUGCCGUGCUUGCGAGGGUUGAAACCGAGAAGAGGAUGUCACUAAUCAAAGCAUGGGAGGAGAGUGAAAAGUGCAAAGCUGAGAACAAAGCUCAUAAAAAGAUAUCUUCCAUUGAGGCUUGGGAGAAUAGUAGGAAAGCAGCAGUGGAGGCCGAACUUAAGCAAAUCGAGGAAAAACUUGAGAAGAAAAAGGCAGAGUAUGUGGAGAAAAUGAAAAACAAAAUAGCUCUAAUCCACAAGGCAGCUGAAGAAAAGAGAGCUAUGAUCGAAGCUAAACGAGGGGAAGAUCUUAUCAAGGCAGAGGAGAUAGCUGCAAAGUAUCGAGCCACUGGAACCGCGCCAAAGAAGAUCAUUGGUUGUUUAGGGUAAAAUUUUUAGGGUUGAUUGAAUGAUUGAAUUGCCUUAGUUUCAUAAUUUAUUGUUUAAAGCUUUAUUUGAUAUUACAUGGUUUGUUUCUUUGCAUGGAGAGGGUUGAUGAUUGUUUAAUUGUUAUGGUGUGCCUGUUAUGUAUUUGUGUCAGUGUGUAUAUAUAUCAUUUGAAGGUAAAGUGUAGAAAAGUACACUACUGAACUCUUGAGAACACUUUCUGUGUAUAUUUUGUAUGGUGAAUGAUAAUCUAUUUAUGGGCUCGCAUUGAACUUGGA
Molecule: messenger RNA, 1049 nt
Organism: Tripterygium wilfordii
Lineage: Eukaryota; Viridiplantae; Streptophyta; Magnoliopsida; Celastrales; Celastraceae
Product: remorin-like
Exons: 5
Coding region: 133-774 (213 amino acids)
Source: RefSeq, a predicted model, not a curated record